CAGCGAGAGUCUCUUAUCACCUGUCGGCAGUUCAGAUCGACAGACAGACCAAGGAAGGAUACCAUCAGGGUGCUCUGUUGUGUUACAAGCUAUAUACAACACCCUGGAUCUCAUACAGUCGAUGUGGAUUAACGUAUGAGUGAAAUAUACAUGAUAUUUACAUGAGUGCUAUAUACACGGAUACCACAUAUUGAUAGAACAUUGACAGUUGUAUAUAUCACCCCGGAUAACUACCGAUAUCGACAUGGUUCUACAAGGAGUCAUAGAGCGGGGUCGACGAAGGAGGAGGGAUCGAAGUGCCGUUCCGUUUAUCACAAAAUAUAUUCUGUUUUUCUGGAACUUUGCCUGCGAGCUUGUCGGGAUAGGAAUGGGAGCCGUUGGCGCCUACAUCCUGGUUACCAAACACAAACUGGUGACGGACGCCAUUGACUUCUUCCUCGACCCCUCCUGCGUCCUGUGUCUGGUGGGGUCAGUGAUGACCUUCAUCGCUUUCUUCGGCUGCAUGGGCUCGCUCCGAGAAAACACAGUGUUCCUUAAAAUUUUCCACUACUUCCUGAGUCUGCUGCUGCUGGGGCAGGUGGCUCUGGCCGUCAUCACCUUCAUCUUCUACUACGCCCCGGAUGUACGGGACAAGAUGGGGUUGUUCCCCGAGCAGGACUUCAAGGACGCCAUCAUCAAAUACAGAGACGAUCCCGACAUGCAGAACCUCAUCGACAACUUCCAGAAACUGUUGGGAUGUUGCGGCGUCAGUAACGACCAGGAAGGCUUUAAGGACUGGAACGCUAACCCCUACUUCAACUGCACCGCCAACAACCCCAGCGCGGAGAGGUGUUCUGUACCGCCGUCCUGCUGUAUAAUUAAGCCGGAAGAGAUUAUAAAUCUUCUGUGUGGUGGCGGGGUACAGACGAUAGAGGAUGGUGUAUUAGCAGUCGGGGACACCAGUAAGAUCUACACAGACGGGUGUUUGUACUCGCUGGGCUCGUGGAUCAACCAACACUCACUCAUCAUUGGAGGGGUCAUGCUCGGUGUUCUCUUACCACAGAUUUUCCUCAUAUGCAUGGCUCGGAGUGUGGCGGACGGCGUUAAAACUCAGAAGAGGAAAUGGGAACGUCACUGAGGAUGUAUGGUCACGUGAUCUACCAGAGGCCGCUGGAAACGGCACAAAAAGGGCAUGCGUUUACCUGUGUGCCCUCAACAGGUGUAACUGGUCCUUACCUGUGAUUACUUCAUUUGUCCAUUGUCUGUGUCUCAAAAAAAUCCACAAAAAAACCAACAACAAUGGCAUCUGAUUGAUGCCUGUUUGUGUCCCUUUAUAUGUGUGUCUGACGACACAUGUCUGUGUCAAUGUGUCUGAUGACGAAUGAAUCAUCUGAGAUGAAAUGGCUCAACCGAAUUUGAAAUUGUGAUUUUCAUAUACACCAACCAUCGUCUCACCCCUGUGUUUUCUAAUGGAAUGAUCCAGCACCCGUGUGUGAUCGUGAUUCAGAAGGAGCUUUUCUUCAAUCAUCAUCUGUCUCGUUUAUAUCAAAUACGGAUAUCAAACACGAGAUACGCAACAGCUUCUGGGUCCAUCCGAAGUCUGACACUGAGCAUCGGAAACACCCGCGCAACGACGAAUGAUCAACACGUGUUUUAUGCAACUGCAAGUACUUAAGAAGCUCUGUCUCCGCUUCACAGAAUACAUACUGGUGUGCCUCGUACCCGUCAUGCAAUUACAGUUUGUGGCCACAUGACAGUAUUAUGAUAUAGAAUUAUGUGUGUCCAAGAAUAUAUUGUACGGAAGGGUACGUAUAGUAUUACCAAUGCUUUAAAGCUAUGAAAUAACAAGUAUGGAGAAGAUGUGUGAUUAAAUUGAUUGCACUGUGAACAGUUCAUACAUUUAUGUGAACAGUUCAUACAUUUAUGUGAACAGUUCAUACAUGUAUGUUCCUUCACAUGCAUAUGACAUACAGGCAAUACAAACAGGUGCUUCUGUAAUCUAAACUCCUUUUAACUCGAACUCAUGGAUAUAUGAAUAUAACGACUCCUUCUCAGGUCGAUCAUACUGUCACUAUAGGAGCGGUACUGUUACUUAAGCUCUAUUUAGACUUAAACGUUUUCGGUUUAUCAAGGUAUUAUAUAUUAUUGUCGUUUUUAUUUGCUUUACGCACACAAAACAUGUCUCAUUUCGUAAGCGCUAAACUACCUAAAGCAGCCUGAACGCGUAUCCAGAUUUUAUGGCGCUUCUACAAAUUCUUGUCUUGUAAUGUUUGUAAUUGUAACGAGGACGGCUGCCGUUAUUCGAAUGUAAUCCUGAUGUAACGAACAAUCGACUUCAAUGAAACAACUAAUAUUGUGUAGAUCUCAUGUCCCUGGAACUGGAAGUAUAUAUCGUUCUGAUGGUUUACAAACCGCAUUAAAAUCGGAUAUUUUACUCAGAUACGAACGAAAGAUUUCUGAUAUUAAUGAGCCUGUGUUUCACGAGCCUCGGUUAAAACGAUCUUUUUUUAGGGUGAUUGCUUUUUCGUAAUAUACGGGGCGGGCAAUUUGACAAAAACACAAAGUGUUUAUAUUAAAGAGAGGAAGAUGCAAUAGCGUUUAAAAUGUAUUUACUACUAAAAGGGGGUUAAGGAUCACUCGAUUCUUUCUUAUUGCCAGAGCAUAGGGGCUUGUAACGCUAAAAACUGCCACCAAGGUAUAUACUGUCACUGACGGGGCCUUAGUACUAUCUUUUUAUAUAAUACUAAGUCCCCGUCAGUGACAGUAUAUACCUUGGUGGCAGUUUUUAGCGUUACAAGCCCCUGUGUGCCAGAGUUAAUAUGUCAUACCACUACAGGUUUCGUUUGAUUUAAAACUGAUCAGAUCGGGUGAUCCCAACUUUUAGAAAUACUUUUGUCUUUCAGUUAUCACAUUGUAAAGGCUUCACGUGUGUUCAUAGUCGAAGCCCAAAAGAAAAUUUCGCAUAUACAGUGAACCCUCCGUAAUCCAGACUCUUCAUUACAGUGGACGUUCAAGUGUAUCAGUAUCAUAACCCGGUAACCAGUAUAUGCUAUAUCGUCAAUUUCAACUUCUGUAUUAUGUCGAUGUUGUUUUGUUUCAUUUCAUUUACACAUAUAGCUCUCUGCUUGCUAUGUGAAGCCGAUUUCUGGUGUCCCCGCCGUGAUAUUGCUGGAAUAUUGCUAAAAGCGGUGUAAACCUAAACUGUAAAACAUUUACACAUAUAGCUCUCUGCUUGCUAUGUGAAGCCCAUUUCUGGUGUCCCCGCCGUGAUAUUGCUGGAAUAUUGCUAAAAGCGGUGUAAAACUAAAUUGUAAAACAUUUACACAUAUAGCUCUCUACUUGCUAUGUGAAGCCCAUUUCUGGUGUCCCCGCCGUGAUAUUGCUGGAAUAUUGCUAAAAGCGGUGUAAAACUAAACUGUAAAACAUUUACACAUAUAGCUCUCUGCUUGCUAUGUGAAGCCCAUUUCUGGUGUCCCCGCCGUGAUAUUGCUGGAAUAUUGCUAAAAGCGGUGUAAAACUAAACUCACUCACUCUCUGCUGGCUAGCUUUCAUUUGUUUCAUGAAGGAGUAACAUAAUAUUCUGAAUCGUCAUAUGUUCCCCAUAAUACAGAUGCUGUAUCCAUAAAGGUUCCCUGUAAUGUGUAUCACUUCUCGGUGCCAUUCAAAGAUUGUUAAUGUCUGUAUUGUGUUUCCACCGUCCGUCUUACAUGACUAAAUCUGGUCAAAGUCAUCCGAUUUGUCGAUGUCGUUCGUACACAGGACGUAUACCCACAAUCCUUACAUUGGAUGCAUGGAUUAAUGUUAGCAAAAUGUAAGGAUAAAAAGACUGAGCGACAGGUUGUGUUUAUCAAGGUUAAGGUUGAUGUGAUAAGCGCUGUGCUGCUUACCAGUUUAUGAUCCAUCCUCGUUUGUGCAGUGCGAUAUAUUUUUAUAUCUUAUCACUUAGCUGUUCAAUCAAAAUACUCGCAUCAGCAAGUUUGUGUCAUGUAAUUCGAUGAUAAUGGAGUACAACAUAUAACAUACCAGUUUUAAGAUGACAAAAUAUCUUAAAUGUUUCAGAAUAUAAACACUACGCCUUGUGAAUUAAUGGUUUCUCCUUCACGGUGACCAAGAGGAAAGGAGAAGAUUUAUUCACAUGAACAUGCGUAAAAUUGUCGUUAAUCAAUAACAGUUUCAUUUCAAGAAUCAUUCCAUUGUUUACAUUUUCAAUCAAAAUAUAUAUAUGGUAAUAUAUUUUAUUUUUCUAAUCAAGCUCAUGUUAUUCAUUAUCACAAACACAUGGUCUGGUUUCCGACGUAAUGGAAUUAUGCAAAUGAUGUAGACGAUAUGAUUCAUCCCUGACAUUUUGACGCCAUAUUUCAAAAUGCCAAUAAUUUGUUAUAAUGUUUUACGAAUAAACUUUUUAAUGAA
Messenger RNA from Haliotis rubra (blacklip abalone), 4389 nucleotides. RefSeq names its product tetraspanin-33-like. Gene Ontology annotation, cellular component: membrane. The transcript is spliced from 7 exons. Bases 245 to 1117 code for a protein of 290 amino acids. Lineage: Eukaryota; Metazoa; Mollusca; Gastropoda; Lepetellida; Haliotidae. The record is from RefSeq and is a predicted model, not a curated record.